Molecule: messenger RNA, 1670 nt
Organism: Chara braunii
Lineage: Eukaryota; Viridiplantae; Streptophyta; Charophyceae; Charales; Characeae
Source: the annotation of a GenBank genome assembly
UGAGUUUUAGAUUGAGUCAAUAGGUUUGUCAGUCAGGGGUUAGAGUCUACAUGGUGAAGUUUGGAAACGCUAAUCCGGUUGUGCACUGACACCAUGGUUGAGACCCGUAGUGGGAAGAGCACCAGCCCCUACACCCAGGAGCAGCAAGAGAAGAUGGCCGCCUUAGUGAGAGAAAAUAAGGAAAGGAAGUUGAAGGUGAUCGUAGAGGAGCAGGCGGCGAAGAGGAAGAAAUUGGAGGAAGAGAUGAUGAGGAUUCAGCAGGAGGAGGAAGAAAAGAGAAAGGCUGCCGAAGAGGAAGCAACAGCAGAAGAAGCCAAAGGGAGAAGCCGUAUAGAAGAUAGAGGAGAAAGCAGUGGCACAACAAAUGAGGAUGCUGCAAUGGCGAAGAAAAUAACUGAAUGGAUUGCUAAUUUAUCGUUGGGGGAAGACGAGGAGGCAGAGUUUUAUGUGCCUCAGGAUGAGAGGGAUGCGUUAGCCAGUGAGAUAGCGGCAAUGGAGGACCCUCUGGAACGGAGAGAAAGAGAAGAAGAGAAGAAGUUGGAGUGGAAACUGAGGAUGAAGAGGGAGAAGAAGAGAAGGAGGGACGAAGUUAACAGGCUGACCGAGGAGGUGGCAAGAAUGAGAGAUUGUAGACAGGAAGUGCAGGCGCAGACAGACAUGUCUGCCAAGAUGGAUAAAGUGCUGGGUUAUCUAGAAGUGUUGAGUGCAGCCUGGUUGGAGGAGCGCCAAGCCAAUAGGGGUCAGGAUGUGGUCCUGAGUGCCAUGCGGUCAGGAUUUAGAGACUUCGCGCGCGAGAUGGUCACUCACGUUGGAGGCGAAGUUAGGCGACUGAGAGACAGCAUGGGGAAGUUAUGCGAGGGGGCCAUCGAGGGCGCCAAAGCAAUAGUCGUUGUAGAGGGUGAAGCCAGGCCCCGUAAAGACCCAGUCAAACUUAAGUUCCCAGAUGCGUAUGGAGGGAAGAAGGAAGAAAAUUUCGAUAACUGGGAGGCUAGUGUGAAUAGCCACGUGUAUCUACAGCACAUCCUGACUGAGGAGCAAGUCCCCGUGGCCUUCCAGUCUCUUAAGGAUGAGGCGGCUAGUCCCUCGCGCGCGCAGCCGGCCGGCAUCACGUAUGAUGUGUCAAGCAGGGAAGUCGUCCUGUUCGAGUCAGAAUCCAUACCAAUAUCCACUUUCUGGCAUAAGGACCUGGACAAGGGGAAGAAGUGGAAAGGCCGUACCAUCUCAGGCCAAGUGAGGGCCAAGGAUCAUAUGAUCCUUACCUUAGAGGAAGGUGGUACAGAUGAGGUCCCAUACAGUCAGUUCGAAUGGGGCCUUGAGGAGGAGGACAGUAGCGUGGGGCAGGGGAGGUCCUAUGCUGCUGUCACGGCUGGAGGGAGGCCGCAAGGUAGAGGAGGAGGCCAGGGCCAAAAGGGCUAGGCCAUGGGAGGCCGAGGACGAGGCGCACGGGGGGUUGGCGGACAAGGGUCCCCCGCCAAAUCGCGAGGGUUCUUGUCGGUCUCCACAGCGACGAGGUGGAAGGCCACCUCAAGGAGGAUGGCACCUAGGCUUGCCUCAGGGCAGGCUCUGGGAGGAUUUGGGCUUGGACCAACACGUAUGGCAAGAACGUGUGGACCAGGGUUAGUGCGUAUUUUGUGGUGACCCGGCCCAUGUAAUAAAAUUUUGUCCCAAGU